CUGUGGGAAAGAACAGCUGUCAUUGAAAGUCACCCAGUGGCUGGCUGCUAAAUGCUCGUCAGUAGUAACUUAUUGCACAGGUCAAAAAAGAAUUGUAAUGUCUAGAAUGUAAAUACACUGUUACCACAGAAGAGUUUCUUAAUUUUUGGAAACUAACUUUAGGCCAAGUUUCCUCAAGUGUUUACUCAAAAAAUUAAGUAAGUUUGCAAUGGCAAGCAUCUCACUGCAGUGUAUAUUUAACUUCACUGUCACCUCAGGUGCGGCUGAGCCAUUUGUAUGUGAAAAACAGUGCAUGUGUCAAACAACAUGUUCAUGGUGAGAGACUGUAGAGAAAGCUACAGUGUUCUAUUUCUGAGAAAGAAAAUCUGCCAUUUGAGUACGGAUUCACGUGAACAUGCUCCAAACAGGUAGAGUCCUGAACAACUUGUGUACAAAUUGAACAACUUUUUUGAAAAGAAAGUCUUCAAGCUUGCACAGUAGGUUUGUGCUUUGUUUGCAGCAGCAGACAAGUUGCCAUUGAGCAACAAAACUCAGUUGCUUAAAAUAAGCUGCUGCAUCAAGAAUUAAUUUUUUCGCUGCUCAUUCGUGGCCAUAAUGUUCCAACUCAACUUCCUUGUUCACUUCUUUGGAGGUACACAAACCUUAUACAACACAUAUACCUGAGGCAAUCAACACAUCAAUAAAAGUCUGUUGUUCUAAUUUAUGCAAGUGACAGUUUGAAAGUGUCUGAAUGUUUGCAGAACAGAAACACGUGACCAACUGCAGAAAACCUUGCUUUUUCUUAAAGGUUGUAUUUGUGUAACAACUAAAUAACUCAUUUGAAGUAUGAGUUUUUCUUUCUUCAGCUUGACAAACAUUAUGUGCACUGGUCAUGUGUUGUUUUUUUUAGGUCUGGUUAAUAUUUACCUUUUAAACUGCGUUCUAAUGAAGGACAGUAAUGAGCUUAACGAUAAAGAAACCGGAUGUAAAGAGUCUGCUUGUCUAUAUAUGGAUUAACGUACAGCUCUGCCUCCUCUGGGAACAGAUAAAAGGGAGGUUUCUGAGGCUGCAGAACCACUCUGCGACGAGGCCGACCCAAUUCUGUUUAUGCUGGUUGUCUUUAUUCAUUGUCGGGGGGUAAACUCCUGAGGAGCGAAUGAAGAAACAAAUUUUGCUUUUGUUCAAUUUCAGAGGACUAGUAAGCAAAGGGAAAAAGGGUAAAAAAAGAAAAUGGCCAGUUUUAUAUUACGCAGGGCUGAACCAAAGGACGUGUCCGAUAUCUUGCGACUCAUAAAGGAACUUGCGAAAUUUGAAGAGAUGGAAGAGAAAGUGAUACUGACAGAAAAAGAAUUACUUGAAGAUGGUUUUGGAGAUCAUCCGUUCUACCACUGCUUGGUUGCUGAAGUACCAAAAGAGCAGAGCUCAGAAGGGUACACUGUGAUUGGCUUUGCAAUGUAUUACUUCACGUAUGACCCUUGGAUUGGGAAGCUGCUCUACUUGGAAGACUUCUUUAUCAUGCAAGAGUUUCGGGGUCUUGGCAUCGGCUCAGAUAUCCUGAAAAGACUUAGUGAGACGGCAGUGAAGACUCGAUGUAGCAGCAUGCAUUUCAUCGUAGCAGAAAACAACACCAAGUCGAUCGAGUUCUACAAGAGAAGAGGUGCUGCUGAUCUCUCCUCUGAGGAAGGCUGGCGUCUCUUUGAGAUCGAGAAGGCCGACCUGCUGAAGAUGACUUCCAAAUAGAGUUUGCUGUUCAUUAACCUGCAAUGAUUGUUGACGAUGUGAUUGCAUUAAUUUUGUUCUGUUUGGUCAAAAGCUUGGCACUUGCUUAAUAAAUCUUUUUACCAGGCAACUGUUACCUUUGAUAAUAAAACAUUUCUGCUGUGAUCUGAAAGUUAGACUGAACUCUGCUGUUCAGUUAGCGAACACCGAGAUUUUGGAAUAAUGCAGUAAUUGUAUGGAAAUAUUUCUCACUUGAAUAAUGUUUAGGGACCUGUAAAAGGAAAACACUGACAAAAAUGACUUUAGAUUUUUUUUUUCCUGCUUUGUAACUAAUCAUCACAAAGCCCUGUGUCAUCUUGUGAGUCUUUUUUGGUUCUUGAUUUCUGGGAUGAAAAUCUAUUUGUGGAGGUGAUUUUGUUAAUUAAUUAUUCUGAACCAUAUUUUCCAUGUAUUUCAAUAAAUCCAAACAUUUUUAAUCUAA
Messenger RNA from Acanthochromis polyacanthus (spiny chromis), 2179 nucleotides. Its product is annotated as diamine acetyltransferase 1. Gene Ontology annotation, molecular function: N-acetyltransferase activity. Bases 1210 to 1719 code for a protein of 169 amino acids. Lineage: Eukaryota; Metazoa; Chordata; Actinopteri; Pomacentridae. The transcript has 6 exons. The record is from RefSeq and is a predicted model, not a curated record.